Durusdinium trenchii is the source of this 1502-nucleotide messenger RNA. The record is from the annotation of a GenBank genome assembly. NCBI's taxonomy places the organism in Eukaryota, Dinophyceae, Suessiales, Symbiodiniaceae.
GGCAGCGGAACAAAAAUGAUGCCUUGGAGCAACAGAUCCUGGCGUCGUUGGCCUGCAUCGUCGAUGAGCUGUCGAUGAGCGCAGCGGAUGUGUAUCAUGCUCUUGGCCUGCGCUUCUCGGUGAAGCGCUGUGAGGACUGGGCGCUGGACCUGAGCCGCUAUCUGCAGGAGUGGUUCGGCAAGAUGCCGAUAGGGCUACAAUUGGGCGACUUCCUACAGUUACGCCCUGCCGCCCAAGCGAGCCUCUGCGAAUGGGUGGAAGUUCCGUCAGCGGUAGAACCAGCGCCGCUGACGGAACUUCAAGAAGCCGAAGCCCCAGAGCAGGCCAGCAACGCAGCCGAGCUGGGGCGGCUCUUGUUCAAGAACUCCAUGGGCAUUGUGGUGCACUUCACUGGAACUGGGCGUUUCUCUUCUUGUGCUUCUGGCCAAGCUUUGGUGGCCAUUUUGCAGCACAUGCGGCAAGGCACCGCCAUGACGGACGCACUCUGGGCGCAACUCCAGAGUCGUGUCUACGAGGUCCAGCAACUGCAAGACCUCCAGACCGCGCCUUCGCGCCGGGCGUUCUUGCGGGCCUACUGGGGUGCACUUGCUUGGGAGCAGGUUGCUCGGUUGCAACAGUUGCGAGCAGUGCUUGAGGCGGAAGAUGCUGGAGAACGGCUGUACUUCGUGCAAGCCAUCGACAAGCCCACCGGCGACGCCACACUGUCUUCCGCCCAGGUCAGCGCAGCUCUGCAGUGUUUGAACAUGACCAAGACUGGCUAUUUGAUUGGCAUGUGUCCGUUGUUUCUUGGGAUGGACGUGCGCAUUUCGUGCAUCUUGCCGGAGCCCUUGCUGACGCGUGAGCUCCCGCGCAUAGUGCGACGCAUAGAACUACAUCCCAAAGAACCUCCAACGCCACCUGGAGCAGCUUGCGUGGUCCUGCAGUACCCGCCGCUUGGAGUCUUGGUGGAGGUCGCAGACAGUGAUUAUGGUCAGUUUCAGGUCCCUGGCGACGACGUACCCAAGGGUCAUUUCUACGUGAGGCCUGUGUUCAAUAAGCAAUCGGCCUGGGUCUUUGAGGUUGCGCCCAAGCAGAAACUUCGACUUGUUCGGAAACAGGUACCCUUGGCCCCACAGCGAGUGCUGACUCAUUUUGGGCUGCAAGGCAUCACUGCCAGAUCUGGCCUGGUCGCUUUUCUGAAUCAACCUCCCUGGAUGAAGGAUGGAGAUUACGGUUUGGCCCUCUAUGUCAUGUUGUCACGAGCAACGAAGUUGAGCGAUUUAUGGCUCAUUGGAGUGCCUGAGCGCCCAUAUUUCGAAGGCUUCUUGCAUGAGCACAACAAGACUUUGGUGGAUCGUAUGAGCCUCUUUGAACGUCUGUCUGUGCAGAGUGAGCAAGCUGCGGAAAAGUACAUCCAGAAGCUGCUUUGGAGGGGAAAUGCUUACGUGAACCGCACGCUUGGUGUUUCUGGAACAGGACAAGCCAAGAGGCGGAGGCUGACAGGCAAGACUGCUGUGGCCUGA